Messenger RNA from Mauremys mutica (yellowpond turtle), 2105 nucleotides. Its product is annotated as C-type lectin domain family 2 member E-like. NCBI's taxonomy places the organism in Eukaryota, Metazoa, Chordata, Testudines, Geoemydidae. The record is from RefSeq and is a predicted model, not a curated record. Bases 152 to 739 code for a protein of 195 amino acids. The transcript is spliced from 6 exons.
AGCAGCGUCUCCUUCCAGCUGUGUUGUGAGAGCCACGUGCCAGAACAGCCACGUCGGGAGCCAGGAAUCUCUCCAGCCGACCAGGACUGAAUCCCUGCGCUGGGUGUAGCGAGAAAGGUGCCCGCGUGUCUUGCCAAGACGAGAGAAAAGAAUGGACCCCGCUGGGACGAAACCGUGGUUGGAGGUUAAUCCUGAGAUCCCUGGAAGCCCCAAGAGCAGAGCGCAGCCAGGUAAUGGCCGUAGCUUCAGGCUCAGGAAACGUGCUGCGUGUACAGUCGCAGCGAGCGUUGUACUUGUCCUUCUGGUUGUUGCUGUUGUUGCUCUGGCAGUGCUGGUACUUAAAGCACAGCCCCAGUUCAUGGCCUGGUGCCCAGACGGCUGGAUCGGAUACCAAGGGAAAUGCUACUAUUUCUCCGAGACGGAAGAGAACUGGAACAACAGCCAGAGACGCUGCUCUGCGCUCGGUGCUUCCCUGGCUAGGAUUGACAGCGAGCAGGACCUGGCUUUCAUGAUGCAAUACAAAGGCGUCUCCGAGCACUGGAUCGGCCUCUGGAGAGAGCAGAUGGGGCAGCCCUGGAAAUGGGUGAAUGGCUCUGAUCUGAACAUCCCGCUUCUAAUAAGGGGAGGAGGUAACUGCGUGUACCUGAAUAACAACAGCAUUAACUCUUCAAGCUGCAGAGCUGGGAGAAAUUGGGUCUGCAGCAAACCCAAUGCGUAUACAGUCAGAAAAGUGCUUUAAAAACCUUGACAAAGAGAAACUGCCUCUUGCACAACUUGUCUACAGCCCAGUUUAUAAACAAGGGCUGAAGAAUAAAAUAGCAACAUUUCCAGUGGAUGCUGGAUUAUUAGGUUAAUCAAACUGAAAAACAACAGGAGGAAACUUCAGCAGGAUCUGGCCACAUGAGAGGAAUGGGCCACCCACCGACAAAUGAAAUACAGUGUGACAAAUACAGAUAGGGUCCAGCAGAGGAAGAAUUAGGCAUUACUCAUCCAUCUUCCUAAGUCCAAAUGCAAUUGCAACAGCUCAGGAGAAAGAGCCGGGGUGAACUGCUGAUCCCACUGAAAUCUAUGCGCAUUUUCCCAUUCAGUUCAAGGAGCGUCAAUUCCAGGGUGUCAUUGUAGAUCUCCCAGUGCAGACCUCGGCUGAGUGUGCAGCAACUGACAACAAAGCAAACAAGAUGUUGGGGUAUAUUAGGAACACACUAGGUGAUGAUACAGAAAAUGCUCUGAUGUCAUAUGAACCAAAGGGACACCUGAUGCAGAACACCGUGUGCAGUACGGGUCACCUGUCUCCAAAAGGACGCUGCAGAGCUAGAGGAGGUUCAGAGACUGGUAAGAAGAAUGAUGGGAGGCCAGGUGGGACUUUUAUGGGUUGAGAUUGGAGCUGUUCUUGUCGGAGAAUAAGGGGACGUGAACAAGGGGAGAAAAACAAAGACUGGGAUGGGGAAGAUGGAUUGGGGUGCUGCUAUUCAAUCCAUGUCUUCAUACAACAACAAUGGGAACACUUAACAAAAUUGAAAAUCAGCAAAUUUGAAAGUGAUCAAAGGACCUAUGUUUUUGCACAACACACAAUUAGCCUGUGGAACUCACUGCUACAAGAUGUCGUUGAAGCCAAGAGCUUGGCGGGAUUUGUUUUUUAAAGGACUGGGGCAUUAGAUACUGUUGUUCAUACAAAAGAGGAAAUGAACAGGAGUUUGGGAAGGGAUCCAAACCUCCUCUCUUCGGGGCAUGAACCACCAUCUAAGUAAUGAAGAUCAGGAGGAAACUUCUCCAUUUGGUUGGUUAUUCCAUCACUGUCCACUAGGGGGUCUCUUGACCUGUGUUCUGAAGCCGCUGGUGUGGGCCAGAAAUGCACUACUACACCUCCUGAAUUCGUCUUGCAGUUACUAUGUAAAUUGCCUCUACCCCAGUGACCUCGCCCUUUAAUAACCCAUGGCUCUUCCUGAGCCAAAGACGAGUCCUGCAGCUUUUAGAAAUGAAUUCUUGUUAGUUUUGCUUCCUGGGGCAGGACACACCCACACACCCACCCCGGGCUGUGUGGAUUUUUGCCAAGCAGUGCAGCUGGAUAGCAGCAGAUGUUCAGGAUAUCCUGAACCAACCUUCCA